This is a messenger RNA of Engraulis encrasicolus (European anchovy), 1561 nucleotides long. RefSeq names its product BAALC binder of MAP3K1 and KLF4 a (gene baalca). The record is from RefSeq and is a predicted model, not a curated record. Lineage: Eukaryota; Metazoa; Chordata; Actinopteri; Clupeiformes; Engraulidae. Bases 194 to 637 code for a protein of 147 amino acids. The transcript has 3 exons. Gene Ontology annotation, cellular component: cytoplasm.
AGCAAGCAUCCCUGGUUCUGAGACGCUGCGAACUCCAUCAGUGGCAUAGGGGGAGAGGACGCGCCGCGGAUGUGGGUAGCUGUGACGAAUGCUGCGGCCACUAUAGUGCGCCCGUGAUUCAGAUGCGAGGAACCCGUUCCAGGUGCCACUGUAGUCCUAGAGAUCAGGGCUAAAAGUGACACUGGACAUACCAAUGGGUUGCGGAGGAAGUAGGGCUGAUACAAUUGAACCUCGGUACUAUGAGAGUUGGACAAGGGAGACUGAGUCGACAUGGCUCACGAACACGGACACGGAGCUCGCCCAGGCCAGCGCCAGUAGUAACAACAACAAUCAACGAGGAAUAUCUGACAGCAGCAGCACACCAGCGAAGCAGUGUGCAAGAACUUGCCAAGGAGCCUCAGGUAAAGGAGAGGAUAGACGUCCAUCUGCGCUGGGAUCCAGCCGGGAGAAGAAGCUGGUGAGCACUGCUACACAGUGCGGGAAGCCUCCUCUGCACUCCAGCAACAGCAGCUGCGGAAGCAAAGGCAAGCCUCUUCAGAGAGACGAGAAUAAAGUGAGACCGAGGAAGUUGUCCUGCAAGGAUGCUGGGGCAUCAAAGAGUUCCUGCCCAGAGGGCAGCCCAUCUGAUGGCAAGUAGGAGCAACCAGCUCCUCUCGUGAUGGAGGCAGUUGACGGACAGUCAUAUCUCCUUCCAUUAUCCACCCACGUGCAAUUGUGCCACCAGAUACAUGCUGUAUGGUUCAGGACAUUGGGGUGUUUGCUGCACUUAGAGAAUGGAAUGGUUGUGUUCUGCCACAGACAAGGUAAAUAUCUGACCUGCUUUCAUGUACCUCUUUCAGAAUCAAAGAUUAUAAAGAGACACCAAGACAUGGAAAUCCGAUCAGCUGCUUGAAAUUGCCAGUAGGCCUACCUGUGCAUAACCUGCGUUACAUACACGUGCGUGCGUGCGUGCGUGCGUGCGUGCGUGCGUGCGUGCGUGCGCGUGUCUGGCGCAUUUAGAAGAAAAUGCCAACUGUAAAAUGCUGCAGAGAGAGAGAGAGAGGUGUUAAAAGAUGCUCAGGCUGAGAGGAGCCUUUUCUUUGGCGACACACGUGUGCACAGUGGCACAAUGUUUUUUCAAACCAUUUCACGCUCAGCCUUACCCACUACUUGAACUUGACUGAAUUCACGGAUAAUAUUGAUAUUACAGGGGUUGGACAAAAUAACAGAAACACCUGUCAUUUUAGAGUGGGAAGCUACUGGACCUCUUGUGUCCACAGUUAAUCCUGCUGGAUGUGGUUCAUCCUUCUUAGUGGUAUGCAGAUCUUACCUUGGAUACAUCACAAAGACUUUCUGUCUAGGUCAAAGAUGCAACAUUUACACGCGCACCAAGAAUUUCUCCUUUCUGGACUUUGAUACGUCACCCAUAAUGUUGUGUGCAUUGCAACAUUUUGAGCAAAACUAUGCUCCCACCCUGCUAACUGAAUACUCACACUUCACCUUUCUGGUGCAAUGUGCAAUUAAUGAAAAUUGGCCAACAGGCUGGUCCACUUGAACCAUGAAAUUUCUCACACUAAAAUGA